Enterobius vermicularis (human pinworm) is the source of this 984-nucleotide messenger RNA. NCBI's taxonomy places the organism in Eukaryota, Metazoa, Nematoda, Chromadorea, Rhabditida, Oxyuridae. The record is from the annotation of a GenBank genome assembly.
AUGCAGUCAGAUGAGGGUGAGGAAUCUGGACCUGUCUGCAUGGAGAGUGGUACGGCUCUUUCUACCGAUGAGUUCAAUCGGUUGCAGCAGCAGUUAAUUGAGCUUCGGAACCAGAAUUAUGAACUAAUUGAAAAGAAUAAACAGCUUCAGUCGCAAAAUUCCAAAUCUAAUGAAACAUUCCGCUUUGCUACAAAGUUCAUAGGGAGGAAAGCCGAAAAACAGACCGGUUUGGGGAAGUGGGAAGAAGAGGUUAACGCACUAAGAGCUAAACUCACAACGCAGGAAGAUGAAUUCCGUUUGCAGCAGUCUACGCUCCUAGCAGAAUUGAAUAAGGUUUCCUUCAAAAGUUCCUCGAAGACAAAAGUUUUUUUUUUUUUUUUGCUAUUUUUUAGUUUCACUGGUGUCGUUUUCUAUAGCAAAUUUUUCUACUCAUCAAUGGUAAAAGAACUUCGUCGUCAAGUUCAACAAGAAAAAAAAAGAGCUGAUCAAGCUGAAAGACAGCUGGAGGAUGCUCUUGUUUUUACUAUCUUUUUACAGACUUUUGACGGUGAUGAGAGUUCCUGUUCUGCAUCUGUGCUAGAAUCAGAUAACGUUGAGCUUAUCGGUCGUUUGGCCCAGUUACAAAAGAAACAUUCAGAAACCAUUGACAGGCUAAAUAUGUUGGAGGAAGAAAACACAUUGCUAAGGAAAGAAGUGAGCGAAAAAAGUGAAGUGAUAGCCGAAUGGAUACGUAAUAGGCCCAGUGGAGAUUCGCAUACACCUUCUUCACCAAGUUGUUCAUCGGAGGUGCUUGCAUUAAUAGCUUCAGGUUUGCGCAUUCGCCGGAUGUUUGAUAUAGUUCGCAUUGAUGACUCCGCGGCCGGAAUCCGUGAUAUGAACCGUAAACUACAAAGAAUGCUUGAGGAAACUCUAUCGAAAAAUCUUAAUUUACAGAAAGACAUUCAAAGGCUACUCGAAACUAACAAAAAUGAAAUGGUAAAGUAG